This is a messenger RNA of Aspergillus ibericus CBS 121593, 955 nucleotides long. RefSeq lists its product as uncharacterized. The transcript has a single exon. The record is from RefSeq and is a predicted model, not a curated record. The coding region runs from base 80 to 955 and encodes 291 amino acids. NCBI's taxonomy places the organism in Eukaryota, Fungi, Ascomycota, Eurotiomycetes, Eurotiales, Aspergillaceae.
CCUCAUCUGCCUCUUCUUUCCCUCCUCCAACUUCCCUCCCUCCGAAUUGGCUGCUGCCUAUACCCGACCAUCUAUCAACAUGCAGAUGCGCUUGCUGCUCGCGCUUGGGGCCCUCUCCUCAGCCGUUAUCGCCCACCCGGAGCCUGCCGCUGACCUGACAUGGCUGGCCCCCGAAACCACCGCCGUCGCUCAACCGACCGUUGCUCCUAAGGCCGAUGACUACCAACAGCGCAAACGGUAUCACCGCUCAGUGAAUUUUGAGAAGAGGGCAACAACCACAGACGACACGACAACCACCACGUCGGACACCACCAGCUCGACCGAAACCACGACGAGUACAACAGAGUCGAGCACCACGGAAGCCACCACUACCACCACCUCCGACUCCACCACCACUUCUGCGACAACUACCUCUACUGCAUCCUCCACCACCUCGACAUCCAGCACGAGCACGACUGGCUCUACCAGCUCGACUACGUCUGCCACCUCCCAAGCCACCACCAGCGCAGCCACCACCACCACUCAGAGUACCACGACCACCUCCACCACCACAAGCACGACGACCUCUGCCACGAGCACCAUCACUGCUGCCCAACGCGAGUACAACCACCGCGGAGAAAUCGCCGCCAUCAUCACCUUCAGUAUCCUGAUCUUCAUCUUCGUCGCUCUGACUUUCUUCCUCUGCUGCCGGGAGAAACGCAAGAACAACCGAAUCCAGGCCAGGAAGGCGGCCGCGGAUGCCGGAUCCGACUACUCCAUGCUCCCUCUAGCCGAGACUGCCCGGCCGAAGAGCGAAGCCAAGUUCGAUCGUGCCUCCAUGAUGUUCGCCACGCAGUCGCGCAGCGAUCUGGCCUCGACGCGGCCGUCGUCCAUGGCCGCGAGUGAGACGCUGACGGUGACUCGGAAUCCGACACCAGGGACGCCUUCUGGCGAACAUACGACCAAUGUGGUUUGA